UUCAGAGGUCAAUCGUUACCAACAAAAUAUGGUCUUCGGCUAGCUGCUCGUCUCUUCAAGGAAAAUAAACAUAUUUUUUGCGAAAUAACGUCACUAGACUGCUAGCAUUGAAUUACGAUCAGACUGUCUGAAAAUGGUCCGAAAAUCAUAAGUGUAGGCGUUUGCGCUGUUGUCGCUGGUUUUCGAAGACGCCAGCUAGCGCGCUAACGUUAACAAGCUAGCCGUACCAGCAAACCAACAUCACUGAACUGGUAGCUAUCUAGCUACACAACAAGGCUACAGCUAUGUUUGUACAAGAAGAGAAGAUAUUCGCAGGAAAAAUAUUAAAAAUCCACAUUUGUACAAUGGAGGGUACGGAGUGGUUGGAAGAAGUUACAGAGGAUACCACUAUUGAAAAACUCAAAGAAAAGUGCUUGAAACAUUAUGUACAUGGAAGUCUUGAAGACCCCAAAACACUCACACACCACAAACUUGUCCAUGCUGCCACAGAGAGGAUCCUCAUGGAAACAAAAACCGUUUCAGAUGAAAAUCUAAAAGAUAAAGAUGUUCUUCUACUGAUAAAGAAGAGACCACCGCCACCCCCUCCGAAAAUGGCGGACAUAUCUGCAGAGGAAAAGAAGAAGCAGGAUAACAAGGCUCCAGAUAAGGAAGCCAUCCUGAAGGCCACCGCUGGCCUGUCCACCCGCCACACUGACCGCACUGUCACCCAGCACAACAUCAGAGACGAAAUCCCAUUGAGGUCAGAAGAGCUCAUUCCCACGGGAGACCUGUUUCAGACGGAGCUCAGGAAAAUCCUUGUCUCUCUCAUUGAAGUGGCCCAGAAGCUUCUCGCCUUGAAUCCUGAUGCUGUGGAGCUCUUCAAAAAGGCCAAUGCCAUGCUGGACGAGGACGACGAGGACCGGGUUGAUGAGACGGCCCUUCAACAGCUGACUGAGAUGGGUUUCCCUGAGAGCAGAGCCAUCAAAGCUCUCAGACUCAAUCACAUGUCAGUGACCCAGGCCAUGGAGUGGCUGAUUGAGCAUGUAGACGACCCCACGGUGGACACCCCCCUGCCUGGCCAGGACACCCCGGGAGCAGUAGGGGCCACAGCACCACCCCUGGUCCAUUCUAUCUCGGCCUCCGCCUUCCGUCCCAGCCUCCUCCGCACCCUCUCCCAGACCAGCACAGACGACGCUGCCACCGGAGCCAGGCAGGAUGAGCUCACUGAGAUCUUCAAGAGGAUCCGAAGGAAAAGAGAGUUCAGGCCCGACUCACGGGCUGUCAUUGCGUUAAUGGAGAUGGGUUUCGAUGAGAAGGAGGUGGUCGAUGCUCUGAGAGUCAAUAACAACCAACAGGACGCUGCGUGUGAGUGGCUGUUGGGGGACAGGAAGCCGUCUCCAGAGGACCUGGAUAAGGGCAUCGACACCAACAGUCCUCUGUUCCAGGCCAUCCUGGAGAACCCUGUGGUCCAGCUGGGCCUCACCAACCCCAAAACACUGCUGGCGUUCGAGGACAUGUUGGAGAACCCUCUGAACAGCACCCAGUGGAUGAACGACCCUGAGACUGGACCUGUCAUGUUGCAGAUCUCCAGAAUCUUCCAGACACUCAACCGCACGUAGGCACUGCACGCACGGUGUGUGUGUGUGUGUGUGUGUGUGUGUGUGUGUGUGUGUGUGUGUGUGUGUGUGUGAGCGUGUGUGUAGGUGAGUGUGUGUGUAGUAUGUAGGUGAGCGUGUGUGUGUGUGAGCACAGCUGUGACAAGUAUUGUUUUUGCCUUGAAAAGUCAAAGCCGGAGAAGAUGUGUAAAUGUAGGAAUUCAGAAGACGGAGAUGUGACAGAUAUAUCUAUUUAUACCACAGAAAAUAGAACAAUGUUAACAUGAACAUGAUUAUAAAAAUGAUUAUAAAAAUUGUUGUUUUUUACAUUUUAAUAAGAACAAUUUAUAGUUAAGACAUACAUGAUUUAUUUAAAAUAAUUUAUCCAUGUACAAAAAGACCAUCAGGCAUCAAAACAAUGUUUACACUUUAAAAACAGUUUUUAUAUGUUUUGCAAUUAUUUAAAUAUCAAUUACAGUUUCAUUUGUUUCCUUAAAUUGCUACAUUUCAUCAAAGGUAAAUGUUUCUAGCGUGAGGUGAUUGACUUCAGGGCAGGCAAAGUCUGUAUCAUUUGGUUGAAGACUAAAUGCAUGUGAACAUGCACCCUAACUUUUGUGUGUCGUGGGAUCCAGGAUUCAGUACUAGCCAGGGGUGUGUUCAAAAGGUUGAAAGUUGAGAAUGUUGCAGAGGGUGGCUCAGUUGGUAGAGCAUGGCGCUUGGGGUACCAAUAUGAAAAUGUAUGCACUCACUACUGUAAGUCGCUCUGGAUAAGAGUCUAAUAAAUAACUUACAUGUACAUGUCGAUAGAAAUGUAAUACAUAGAACUGACACGAUUGAUUCUCUCUCUGUGACAAAGAAGAAUGUCUGUUCUAAAUGAUGUAAUUCUGUCAGAAAGUGUUGUUAUGUUUCACCCAUCUGAAUGAUUAAGCCCCAGGUGAUGUUACAGAGAGGAGAACGGUUGUGCUUAUCACCCUCAGUAGAGUGUAGAGGCACAGGGGUGGAUUCACUAGGAACCAAACGGGAAAGGGCCUAUCUGAAUUUGUCCAAUAUAAAUUCUCGUUUUCAUUGUAAAAUGUUUUUCCAUUGCAAAACGUUUUACUACACUGGCACUAAUGAAUGCACCCCAGGUGGAUGUGGGUGGUCAGACUCUGUUCAGCCUUGGGAGCCUACCGGUCUGCCUGCUGUGAGUCACACUACUCAAACACGUGGAAAAGUAAAGGAGGACAUUUUCUUUGUGCAUCUUCCAAAUAUUUAUUUAACUGCAAAAAAAAUUUGUUGUUGCCUUUUUAGAAAAGGGUACUAUUAUAAGCUGUCUUUUUAGUGUCUGUGAAGUCAAGUCUGUGUAAUAAUGGUCUUUGGUCCUGAUUAAUCUAGAGACCUAUGUAGAAAUUCUCAAUGUGCUCAGAAUGUCAUCAUGUAGUCAUAUUGCUCUCAUUCUGCGUCUGUUCUCAAUGCUUUUACCACGACUCACUGCAGCAGGCCAAAUAUUACUCCCAUAAGAUCUGAGAAAUUGUUAAUUUUCUGACAAUGGGUGGUGUGGUUGGCCUGAGUGCCAAUCUGUUUGUGCUAUCAUGCCAACUCCUUGUCACUGAUUGUGUCAAAACAUAUUUGGCUUGACAAUGAGCAAUGGAGUUGGCAAGAGCACAAACAGAUCUGGGACCAGGAUACAGUAUGAUAGGUUUCAGGGGAAGUUGAGGCUUCAUCCGCGGACAUCACAUAAAUGAUUCAAAGGUAAUCGUUUGAGUGAUGUGAAGGUGUAUCAUUCCUUCCUGCAAUGAAGCAAACUAUCUAAGUAUAAACAUGUAAGCUAAUGCAUUGAAUAAUUUGACAUGCAGUGGUAUACUGAGCUAAGGAAAACUGCUAGUCUAGUGGUGGGCCGUUUUACUUCUGAGAGCAAAGUAGAUGUGAGCUGUUUAACCAAAACAUGAAUUUAUUGUUGACUGUGAGACGACUUGCCUUGUCACUAGACAGACCAGUACAAACUAUAAUACUAUAGUAACUUUUUGUGCAAUAGCUAGAAUCUAUGGAUGGACUUGAGGAGUUAUGUAGACCUGUUAGAAUGAAGUGUUAGGAAUGUGUGAAAUGCAAUGAGUUAGUGAGGCUGUAUCUUUAUUCUAUAUCUGACAGUCAUUUAUAAUAACAAUAAGUGACUACCCAGAGACACUAAUACUGCUUUUGGUACAUAUGAUUCAAUAUGACUGAUUAAGGCGCUCUUAGCCUGCGUCCCAAAUGGCACCCUGUUCCCUAUGGGCCCUGGUCAAAAGUAGUGCACAAUAUAGGGAAUAGGGUGGCAUUUGGGAUGCAGACCUUUGUUUCAUUGUGAAUUUCAUCUAAAAGAAGAACAUGAAGGAUGCAUGGUGUGUUUUGCCAAGCUUUGAGUGUUUUAUUCAAUAUUUGAAUUGUAGUGUUGAUGUGACUUUGUGCUCAGGGAGGCUGACAGUUUUUCUUUCUUCUAGCUGUUUCACCAUGAGGCAAAUCUCUACUCCUGUUGUGCAAAAAUGUGACUUAAGGCUUUAACUAAUCCAUGAUAACCUGGCUUAUUGAACAGAGCGUCACUAAGUAUGGUUUGGUAAAAUGCAAUAUUUGAAAAUUAUUUAAAUGUUUUUUAAAAGAGAAGUAUUUGCUUGAAUUGUGUGUUAUUUAUAUUUAAGCCAAAAUGGUUACUUGCUCUUAUUAAUAUUACAUUUGAGGGAAUCUGAAAUUUGCACUUCAAGUUAUUGAAAUACAAUUUCUUUACAAAAUAGAUCUAUACACAUUUUGAGAAAAUACGUUUUUCACUAGCAGGUCACGGAUCUGUCAAGAGCAAUGUAGCAUUUUUGAAUGUUCAAAGCAUUUGUAUAGAUAGAGGAUGAGAAGACUACAUUUGCAGCCUAGAAUGGUGUGGCAAAAGGCACAAUUGUCCUUAUAUAAGUAGUUUUCUAUCAUGGUUACUGUUAUUUAUUGUUAUAACAUCAUGGACCGGAAUCUAUCCAAUAUCAAAUCAUGUAUUUCCCAACUGCAGAGACUGAAAGGUUGAAGACUCUAGGUACAAACUUCAGCCAUCAGGAGCUAAAAGGCUAAAUUGACCUUUGAUCAGUGCUCAGGGGUCUUUUUGGUGUGUGAGUGUCAUCAUGGCAGUUGGAUUGUUUUUACUGGGUUUCCAUACAGCACUGUCCGGUAUUAACAACCUAUGCAAUAUACUCUCUCAUUCUGUUAAACCAACUAGCCUCGCCCUCGGGGCUACUGUCAUUCAAAUCACCAUUACAUUAAAAGCAUUUCUGUUGCUGUA
Molecule: messenger RNA, 4842 nt
Organism: Coregonus clupeaformis (lake whitefish)
Lineage: Eukaryota; Metazoa; Chordata; Actinopteri; Salmoniformes; Salmonidae
Product: ubiquitin-associated domain-containing protein 1
Exons: 11
Coding region: 285-1598 (437 amino acids)
Molecular function (GO): protein binding
Source: RefSeq, a predicted model, not a curated record